ACACACACGCACAGUCAGCCAGUGCAUCUUCACUCUGACCUGCUGUCUCUUGGAAAAAGAAGAUCACACAACCAGCUUUGCAAAUGGCAAUCACUGACAUUCUCGCUGCUUCUGACAUCGAUUCUGCUAUCUCGCAAUUUAGUGCUCCUGAUUCACUCAACUUGAAGAAGUUUUUUGAGGCAUCUGGUCUCUCCAGGAAAUCUGCAGACGAGGUGGCAAAGGUCUUCGAGAUAAUGGACCAGGAUAACAAUGGCUUCAUCGAGAAGGAGGAGAUCAAGAAGUUCCUUCAGUUUUUCUCCUCUCGUGCCAGAACACUGACCGAAGCUGAGAUCCAGAUUUUUAUUGCAGCCGGAGACAAGGACAGCGAUGGCAAAAUUGGGAUAACUGAAUUCCAGCGCAUGGUAAGUGCAUGAAAGAGAAUCAGCACUAAGAGAGAAGACAAGCCUAAGAGGGCCUGUGCUGUUCUGAUGCGUGUUGUCAAAUCAUGGCAAGUGCAUACUUACCUGAAGGUUUUGUUAUAACCACACGGCUCGUUACUAAGAUGUACAAAUGUCCAUGUGUUUUGUGUGUAUAAUUGAUGGAUUUGUUCAAACUGUCUGGC
Messenger RNA from Callorhinchus milii (elephant shark), 601 nucleotides. RefSeq names its product parvalbumin, thymic-like. Gene Ontology annotation, molecular function: calcium ion binding. The record is from RefSeq and is marked provisional. Gene Ontology annotation, cellular component: nucleus; cytoplasm. NCBI's taxonomy places the organism in Eukaryota, Metazoa, Chordata, Chondrichthyes, Chimaeriformes, Callorhinchidae.